GAGGUUCCAAGACCCUUUUUGCUCUCAGUCCGCCGCUCAACUCGACGCCUCCACGCUCGCUCGCCUCUUCCGCUGCCGCUCCUUUGCAACUCUGCCAUCCCUACCAUCUCGCUCUGACUCUCGCGCAUGGCAUCGAUAGCCCAGCCGGCCAACGUCUCUACAGCCAUUGGUCCCCGCAAGACUGGCAACGAUGCUGAGUCAUUGCGGGCACAGAGCAAGGCCGCUGGAUUCGGAAAUGAGACUGUCAAUUCUUUCUUGGACCGCCAGCCGCAACAAACCCUCGUACGCCUCUAUCAACGUCCCAGCAAUGCACUCGCAGUCUUCCGCCUCUUGCCACCAAUGGCUCGCCAGCUCGUAAUGCACCUCCUCUUCCUCGACGGCCCGCUCAGCACAGCAGACUACAUGACUUGGAUUCGCCGCGGAGAAGGCAAAAGGCAGCACGAGGCAGCUGUCCAACGUCUAGGCCGCUUACACAUCUUGCGCGAGCAACAGGGCAAGCUGAUGUUGAGCAAUGUCUUCCAGGACAAGAUGCAGCGCGCCUUGAUGGGCGGCGGGGACCAUCAAUCCUUUGGCGUGCCAGCGGCCGACACAGACGGCGAAGCACCAGUCGAUGUCGCCUUUUUAGACGACUACGCACGCAGCAGCUGGGAAGGCAUACUGCACUAUAUGGUCGGAUCAGAGGGGGCCACCACACCGCGAGAAGCUGUCCUCUUCCUCCUUCGUCACUCGGACUUGAUGCAGCCUCUUGACGAUGGAACGAUCCAGCGCAGAAACGGAGCGACUGGGCCGCUGGGCAUCACGUCGCGCGGGUUUCAAUUCUUGCUCGAAGACGUCAACACACAACUGUGGGACUUACUGCUCCAAUACCUAAGCUUGGCGUCGGAACGCCGCAUGGACCUCGUAGAGGUGCUCUCCUUCCUCUUCAUGCUGGGAAGUCUGACCGUGGGCCAGGCUUACUCCACGGCCGAUCUGCCAGAGUCGCAAUUACACUGCCUGCAAGACUUCCGGGACUAUGGACUCGUGUACCAGCCACAGCGCUCCGCACGCUCCCCAGCCCCGUCGUAUUUCUACCCAACCCGCCUCGCUACGACCCUCACAAGCACAGCUGCCUCCUCGACAGGCGCUUCCACCCUGCCCUCGAGCAACAGUGAUGAAGCAGAAGAGCGGGGCUUCAUCAUCCUCGAAACCAACUACCGCCUCUACGCCUACACCUCCAAUCCUUUACGAAUCGCCGUACUGCAACUCUUCACGCAUGUCCGCUCACGGUUUCCAAACCUGAUCAUCGGGGUCAUUACGCGGGAGAGCAUCAAGGCGGCCCUGGCAAAGGGCAUCUCGGCCGAGCAGAUUAUUACGUACCUGAGCCAUCAUGCUCACGCGCAGAUGUACCGCAAUGACCCUCUCCUGCCCAUCACCGUGACCGAUCAAAUCCGCCUCUGGGAGCGCGAAAAGAAUCGCCUCGUCUCCCACCCAGGCUACCUCUACGCCGACUUCUCCUCUCACGCUGACUUUGCCCUCGUGCGGGACUACGCCAAGAGCUUGAGCGUGCUGGUUUGGGAGAAGGAGGAGAAGAGGGUAUGCUUUGUGCGCGAGGAGGGGCAUGAGGCUGUCAAGGACUUUAUUAGGAGGAGAUUGAUGCCGUAGUCGCACGGAAGGGAGGCCAGCCUGAUCUUCAAUGCGCAAUCACUACAUCGACGGCAAGCCAGCGUGCUAAAAUGCCUCUUCGUCGUAACGGCGAGGCUCAAGUCAAUCUCGCACCCGCUCCUCCUUCCUAUCACGACUCUGCCCUCAAGUGCAGCUAUGCCUGAAGAUCCGGCAGUCCUGGGCACAACACGUCGUCGGCGAAUGACGUCAAAGUCUACUGAGA
This is a messenger RNA of Jaminaea rosea, 1864 nucleotides long. RefSeq names its product putative TFB2-TFIIH subunit. NCBI's taxonomy places the organism in Eukaryota, Fungi, Basidiomycota, Exobasidiomycetes, Microstromatales. The record is from RefSeq and is a predicted model, not a curated record. Gene Ontology annotation, biological process: nucleotide-excision repair. Gene Ontology annotation, cellular component: transcription factor TFIIH core complex; transcription factor TFIIH holo complex. The transcript is spliced from 4 exons. Bases 127 to 1641 code for a protein of 504 amino acids. Gene Ontology annotation, molecular function: double-stranded DNA binding; ATPase activator activity.